AUGUCUGCUCAGUGUUCGACCAUACUAGUGAACUGGAGCACAUUGAGGUAUGGCAUCAUUGAUGCAUCCUUCACCAAAGAUGCAAGCGAUGUUGGUGUUGGUGCUGUGCCAUCGCAGAAGGAUGAACAGAGUAUAUAUCAUCCAGUGGCUUAUUUCUCUAAGAAGUUGACCCCUUCUCAGAGAAAAUAUUCUACUGUACUGAAGGAGCCUCGGCAAGGAGCAAACUAUCCGCACGGUGGAAUUACAGUUCGAACCACCGCCCAGCGGACAGAGAAGAAAUCAGGACGUCAGACGUUAUCGAUUCGGUUAACCCCUUCCAAUCAACCGGAUGAAGGCACCAUUAGUUUUCGCGUUUCUUGUCCUGGUAGGGCAAUAACUGCAUCUCCUACACCAAAAAGUGAACAGGCUCAUCUACAUCUGAAGCUAAAGCAAGGUGAUAGCAGUAGCCCUAGUGUUGCUGUGCUAGCGGAAAGGAUACUAAGCGACAGACGCUCAGGGAACAUCCUGGAGGUCCUUUUGGAGAUCCUGCACCUGCUUGGCAUAACCGAUGCAGAGAUUCUGGAGUUCGUCCUUGAGGUGAUGUGGGUCAUACCAAAAGUGGAAGAGCAACUUACUUUUAUGGAUGAGAUGAAGCUCGAAAACGCUAGUGUGGACUUCAUGUUAACUCUGACUGACCCAAGGGCCCGUAGUUUCAACAAAGAGCUAGGUAACCUCUUGAUCAUGAAAUCUGUGAUUUAUCCGUAUGUCCCUCCAAAUCUACAAGACGUCCUUGAUGAAGCUGAAAAGGUAUUAAUGGUGAUCUGGGAGGUACUUGGUGAAUAGAAAAUCAGCAAUGCAUCCCUCUCCGAAACUAUGUUCACCUUUUCAUAUGAAAGCACAUUUCAAUAAAUGUUGAGUAUUAAAUAUAA
This is a messenger RNA of Macrobrachium nipponense, 908 nucleotides long. RefSeq lists its product as uncharacterized. The coding region runs from base 1 to 822 and encodes 273 amino acids. The record is from RefSeq and is a predicted model, not a curated record. NCBI's taxonomy places the organism in Eukaryota, Metazoa, Arthropoda, Malacostraca, Decapoda, Palaemonidae. The transcript is spliced from 11 exons.